CAGCAAGAUGCCUGUCAAUAUCUUGGACGUCCUUCGCGAAGGCGCCCAGCGGUCGAACCUGCGGCAAGCAUCGAGCAAGAUGGGAAGAGCAAUGCAGUCCCUAGUAUGGCGAGACGCGUUCAUCAACCGCGCAGACUUCUCCAUCCCCGUGGGAACGAGCCACGUCCUCCAAGUGCGCCAAGCUCCGAACGGGGAAAUCAACGGAUUAGGUACAGGUCUGACAGUGUGGCCCGCGGCUUGUGUGCUCCUCAAGUACCUCGAGCACCACUACGCACCCUCCAACGGUCUGCAGGGCAAGCGUGUGGUUGAACUCGGAUGCGGCACCGGUGCCGUGGGCUUGGCAGCUGCCAUGCUUGGCGCUCACGUCGUGCUAACGGAUCAAGCGCAUAUCCUCUUUCACAUCCAAGCCAAUGUGCAGGCGAACGACGUGGCUGGUGUCGAGUUUUGUGCGUAUGACUGGGGGGCACCGUUGCCACAAGUCGUAGCCGGGCGUAAGCCAGUGGAUAUAGUGCUUAUCUCCGACUGCGUUCUGCCAAAGCUGUACCCGAUUGAGCCAUUGGUCGAUGCGAUCAAUCUUCUCUGUGCGUCCCAGCCCAGUACGGUCGUACUGGUGUCGUUCGAGCACCGCUACUACGAGCAUUAUGAUGCCAAGGACAUGUUCUGGACCCUCGUAGCCCAGCGACACUUGACCAUUCGCAUGGUUCCCCUUGAAGCACACCAUCCUAGCUACAACGCCGACGACAUUGAGAUUUGGGAAAUCACCAGCACUACCUAAGUCAACAUGAUUUACCUUUUCA
Molecule: messenger RNA, 797 nt
Organism: Aphanomyces astaci
Lineage: Eukaryota; Oomycota; Saprolegniomycetes; Saprolegniales; Verrucalvaceae
Exons: 2
Coding region: 8-775 (255 amino acids)
Source: RefSeq, a predicted model, not a curated record